Cryptococcus amylolentus CBS 6039 is the source of this 874-nucleotide messenger RNA. RefSeq lists its product as hypothetical. NCBI's taxonomy places the organism in Eukaryota, Fungi, Basidiomycota, Tremellomycetes, Tremellales, Cryptococcaceae. The record is from RefSeq and is a predicted model, not a curated record. The transcript is spliced from 6 exons. Bases 375 to 716 code for a protein of 113 amino acids.
CGAGCGCAGCAUGUCUCGACGAACGACACUCCUUCCACCGCCUUUUGUCCAGCUCGUCUUGGUCCAGCCCUCACAUCCAGAUAGGGGGUCGUCUGUAUCGAUCGGACUAGGGCCCCCCAAAGCGAGACAAAAGAGCUGAAGGACCUUUCUCCGGUACCUCGAAUGAGCCCCACCACUGAAGGAGGGCCCCCGGACAGGCCCAGAUCUCACUUGCUUCGAUCACCUCCUCCACCUUGGUUCCAGCGUCGGUCAUCUCGUUGUGAAGGAGUGGUGCUCCUUUACGGCUAUAUAUAUAUAUAUAUAAGCUGGAUCACUGCUCCUUACCUCAUCUCUCGUUUGAUCUCCAACUCACAAGCCUAAGCACCAAUAACGACAUGUCUGGUCAACAAAAGAACACUGUCGCAGCGCUCCAAGCCGAGAUAGACGGCACCAUGGGCCAAAUGCUCGACAGCGUGCAAAGGAUCCAUGGGAGGGAACAUGCGUUGGACCAUUUGCAAGGCCAACCUGCCGAGUUGGAAGCAGCUGCCCAACAUUUCAAGACUGUUGGUAAAGAUACCUUUGUCAAGCAAUACUAUUGCAAAAACUGUGAUGCUCCUUAUGCGAGGAGUCCGGAGGCACCGCAUGAUCACGAAACGUGCAUUCGCUGCAAUGCGGUGCUGGUGGACAAGGCGCACAAGAUCGAUUGUCCGUUCAGAUGGGUGAAGCAGAAGCCUUGAGUGUAGCCGCACCAUGAUGCAAAGUCAUCUGGGUCGCAGAAAUGUGUGGUGUCUUGAACGGUAUACGCGACGUGUCGAUGAAAGGUUGAGAAAGAAGCGAUUGUAUUCUAUAGCCCAGCAUGUAGAGAAGAACAAGACGAACAUGCAGCCAUGAUAAA